AUGGUGAAAUAAUCAUCUUUAUUCGUAUACUGGAGUUUAUCGAAUACUGCCAUACAAUUUUUUAUGAAUAUUGAAUCUUAAUCGUUAUGAAUAAAAACAUGGUUUUUCUGCCACAAAGAUGACACUUUAGUAAUGUAGCAAGCAUUGGAAUAUACACUUUUUCUUCAUAUGUCCUUUUAGGCCUGUCAAAUUGCCCGUAGGUUUGGGUGCUCAUCUGCCAACACUGUGAACACCAGGUAAGGAACAGUAUCUUUCUUAAAUUAAUCCAAAAAAAGAUAACGGAAAUUUGUGAUCAGGGGAAAACUUGAGCUCAGAUUAGCAUAUUUCAGCAUUUAAAUGGUUCUCCAGUUCUGAAAACAGUUAGUUAAAACAGAAUUGUCGACAUUUGACGAACAUUUUUUAUAUUGUAGAGCGAAUUAACUUUAUUUAGCUUGGUCUUUUUCAUCAAAAUACUUCUUAGGUUAAAUAUUAAUGUAUUUCAGUACCAAAAAGUCACCAAAUCUGUUAUAUGUGUAAUUGCACUCUUUUCCCCCCCCCCCUCCUUAUCUAGGUGUGGCAGUGUUGUUCUCGACUUCAUGAUGAGGUUCAAUCAAAGCGUAGUCGUCAGCAAUGUUUUGACUCUCCUGUCGGAUGCUGCAAUACAAAGACAAUUUGAAGGUUUUGAAGUCAAUCCAGACUCAAUUGAACUCGUUUUAAUACCCACAGACGGCUCGGAAAGCACACCCAAGGGUAAAUAUUACAGAGAAAUUGUUGAAUGUUUACACGUAUCCUUUCGAAAAUGAACUUUUUCUAAUUGCAAACCGUAUCUGAUUUAUUAAACAACUAAUUUCUGUGAGGGAUAUACUUCUGGGUUGUUGUUGCUUUUGUUCAAUUUAAACAAAAUGUUGUUUUUAGAUUUUUUUAUGGAUAGAGUAGCACCUUACUUUUCCCUAGUACCUAGCCAAUCAGAGUUGACCUUUUUUUCAGUCACAAGCCUAAGACAUAUAAUGAGAGCAGUAUAUCGACUAGGGUCAUUGUAAUAUUUUUGUGAAUGUUACCUCAUUUAGCUUAUAAAACGAAUCAUUUUAGGUCCUGAGGAAUGUAACUGCCCAUCUAACAACGUUUUGUUAGCCAUAAUUGGGGUUCUUGCCUUCACAAUCCUUCUUCUAAUUAUUUACAUAAUCUGGCUACAUAACAAAGGUAGGUAAAAAAUCAUAAUCUAUGUUACAGGCUUAGGCUGCGAUAUUCAUUAUGAUAUAAUUAAAAGCACAUCCACAUAAUUAGUCUAUUUUUCCUUUCAUUCCUUUUUUCAGCCGCUGUAGGGAAGCAGAGGUAAGAAUUUGCAGCCAAUUGGAUUGUGGCGAUGUAAUGUACCAGAUAUGGUAUCGUCUUAACAAAAAAUUCCACUUAAAGCUUAUGAAAUUCUCAGCUUUUUAUAAAUGUUCGUAUGCUUUCUCAAUUGUAGGACUUAUGAAGAUGAAAGAGGUGUUUACGACGUAAGUAACAGCUAAGACUUGCGGUCAUGUUGGUGUGGCCAGAAAUUAUGUAGUCUUACUUUACCUCUACUUUCUAUAAGAAAAUAAACGCUUGCAGCAAAUAAGAAAGAAAAAAGGUGUUCUUCUACGAAAAAAAAUUGCAUUAAUGGCAGAUACAGUGAAAUAGAGGAGGAAGUUUGACUUAAUAGGGUCUUUGUCUUGGGAUUAUGACCUUUACUCAGCUACUCCAUCGAUUUUCCAAGGGUAGUCCCUGCUUCAACUGCGUGGCUUUACUUCAUAGAUCGCUAACUGGUCUGCACCCGGUUGAUAUUUGCUCUCUAAAUAAUUUUUUUCGUCCAUUCUGGUCGUCUUAUUUUCUUGAUGCCUUAUUUUCCAAACGUAAGUCCAGGAGCUGAGUACAGCAAGAAUUUUUUCGCGCAUGUAUUUGUCAAAAAAUUGCACUACCAACCAACAAUCUUCGUGUUGCAGUUUGCAGCUUCGGUUAAGAUGCUAUGAACAUCACUCUAUUAGGCAUGAUAGUUUCAAAAGCAGAGAACAAGAUGCUUGUAAUAAUAAGGACAAGAGAUUGUAAACUAUUUCUAAUCUCUUGUUAUGGAAGAAUGUAAACGUUUGUCUGAUAAAAAUGGGUAAACUGAUUUUUAUAACCAUGUAGAACUUUUUAUUGGGAUUAAUAACAGAUUUGUAUAUGAAGACCUUAACGGCAUAUUGGUUUAAUAGAAUGAAACAGGAUUAGAAGAUAUCGUAUCAAGUCUGCCCGAUUCAAGAAAACUCACUCAGUCACCUGCGAAAUACAUGGAUCUCAUAGAAAUCAACAAAGAUGAUAGAAAAGCGCAAAGCACCGCUCCAGGUGCUGAUUACGUGCCUCUUCGUCCGUUAACAGGCUGCUGGGAAGUUCCAAGACAUCACGUGACCAUAGAAAAGAUAAUUGGUAAAGGUGCUUUUGGUCAGGUUGCCAAGGGAACAGCAGUAGGACUUCGAGGGAGCCCUGAAACGACCACAGUGGCUAUUAAGAUGCUUAAAUGUGAGCCCUUUUACUGUAAAUCGAAUGACAGUCUUGGCCCACGAUCAUUCAGGAAAUGUUACCGGUUACCGUAAUUUUUUUAGCUAUUUGCCAUUUCAUAACUUAUGUUGUUAUUUCGACAUUUCGCAUAUUACUCCCGUUAAAAAAAUUCUACUCCUUGUUUUAAACGCUCCAGCAAACGCUGCUGAAUCAGACAAGAGAGAUUUGGUGAAAGAACUUGACACAAUGAAGCAGCUGAAACCACAUCCUUACGUCAUUAAACUUCUGGGAUGUGUUACUGAAUCUGGUAGGCUCUGUUUACGUAUGCGGGUCUAAUUUUGCUGUACAAAUUUUGCUUAUGAUUUAUACUGUAACGCUUUCUCGUAAUUGAUAAUUUGCUUCAAUGGAAGAGUCACUGCUUCACAAUUGAGCACAACAGACAACCAUCGCGUGAAGUAAUUUUAUCUUUUUUUAUCAAAAAUAGACCCUCAUGGAUUUACUGAUAGACUAAGACUGAAUAUUUGCUACUGAACAGAUCAUUCCGUUGUAAAAGUAGAAACGAUUUUUGUAAGGGAAUAUGUGGUCUGUACCUUAUGAGACCGUUACACACUUUUUUAGCUUCGUAAAACUACAUCUUGUUUUAGUGCGAUUUCUUCAAAAGUAUUUACCAUGACUGGGCUAUUCAUUUAUUUCAAUUAUUGCUAAUUUUUUGGAGAGAUUGAUAUAUCAGUUAAAUUUUUAAAUUUUUUUUUCUUCAGAAGAGCUGUUGGUUUUGAUUGAAUAUGUGCCUUUUGGGGAUCUGCUGGGUUACCUGAGAAAGAGCCGUGGAUUAAAAGACACUUACUACAAAGACCCAGAUAUCAAACCACAAACUAAUCUGACGUCACAGCAGCUGAUGAAGUUUGCUUGGCAAAUUGCUGAUGGAAUGAGUUACUUGUCCUCAAAAUCUGUAUGUCGAUAAAAACACAAAAGACAAACAAUGAAUGAGUUGCCAGUAAUCGGAUCCUUGUGUUUGCGUACAGAUUUGUGGGAUCGCCACGGGGCAAACAUUGCUACUCACUAGAAGGAAAUGUAUGGCGAAAGGUUGUUGCGACGUCCAAAACACGAUUUUAGAGAGAUUAUCGCUUUUUCGCCGCUCUUUUAUCGGAAAUGGAUUUGGGUAGUGCUGAUACUAGGGAAGCGUACGUUUUUGUUUGAAAAACUACGAAAUAUGUAGUAAAAUCUACCGAUUAACUUGUACCCAUGGGCGUUGUUCAUGUGAAUUUGACUUCGCGUUAUGGUCUCAAAAUUUAGAAAAUUUGACAAUUCAUGGUCAAAGAAUAACUCAACAAAGCCUUUUUCGUGGCUUGUUAUUACAAAAGAGCGCUACAAAAGCUACGGCUUGAGGCAGCAGGAGGUUGAAAUGGCGUGCUUGAGCAUUAAAUAUUAUUAUGGUACAUUAAGGUGGUAAAACACCUACACUACUUCUUUGUUGUGAUCAAUGAGAAGGAAUCGGCUUGAUAAACGGCUCAAAAUUGAAUCUUCUCUUCUGUGACGACGAGUAAUACAAAUUUGUCCCCUAAGCAGCGACGCACAACCGAUGAUAUAUCCAGUUUCUGCCGGUAUUUCCAUGAUCCUGAUUUUCCUGACAAGAUCCUUCAAGGAGUUCGAGAGACCUUUUGAUUUUUCUCAAGCAAACUACCAUUUGACCUGGGGAUUUCUCCAUGUUUUUCAUCGCUUAUUUCAUCCUUUCAGAGAACAACGGCUCGUUAAAAAUAAUUUCCUUCUCCGUUGACAACGACUUCUCUCCUUUGAGGAGGUAUAUUUUCAAACGUCGUAAUUUGUCUAUUAAUACGUUAACAAGUAUGAAAGCAAGCUGUUCAUAUGUCAAUAUAACUGAAGAGACUGAAAUGGGUUAUUUCCUAGUGAUUUAUGGCUAAUUUUGUAAUAUUUCGAGACCAUUACAUGAUGACGAUUUCACAAUAGACCUUACGCAAGGAGAGAAGUUUUUCGGUAUUUUUUAUGACAUAUUUCGGGGUAAUUCCACCAAAACCCUACAAUUCCCUUUAACCAACAUUAUCUCUAUCCAUUUAUGAUAAAACUGCGGCGAAAAUGUCACAGUCUUUCGCUAAAAUCGCUUGUUUGAACGUUCAAACAACCUUUCGCCUUUCUAGCGAGUUACAACGUUUGCCCCGUGGCGAUCCCAGAAAUCUGUGCGCAAACGCAAGGAUCUGAUUACAGGCAACUCAUUAAUUCUAAAACCUUCUUGUAAGGUGUAUCGUCAUAUGAAGCUCUGUUUUGCAUAGAAUAUCAUGUCUUCACAAGAUCACGCCCGGGAGAUUCAGAUAUAUUCAAAGGCAGAAACGUGAAUGAAUAGGAUCUUUUAAGAUAUUCAGCCUAAACUGGUUGUACAUUAAACAUCCAUUUCAGUGAAUAGAAAGAAAAAGGAAUUAAAACUUCAAAUUCAAAAAUUCAUCUUUGGUUGCUAAACUGCUAUAUUACAGAAUCCUACUCAGUGUUCUCCUUUUCAGGCGGUUACCGGUAACAUUUACCGCCUGUAGUACCUCUUAUUACCGUUUAAAAUUGCUUGGAAUUCUUGGAAAUACAAAAGGCAAAAGGAUUGCUUUACCGGUUUGAAAAUUUAUUUUACCUGUUAUGCUUAAAAUAAGUGAGAACAAUGCCUAUUUCGAUUAAAAUCUUAAGAAAAGCGUUUUAUGAAUUAACUACGUAAAUUAGUUUGCUUAUAUGUGGAAUAUGGAACAGUAAUUAUAGUAACUUUAAUUUUUUGCCAUCCGGAAGAAAGAGAAAUACGCACACCAUAUUAUGUUGAUUGAUAUUUCCAUUUUCUUCCCUGAACCAUUUCAUUUCAGUUCUUUUUUUCCCACAACCGCUAAUUUUUGCUGUCGCAUCAAUUCUUUCUCAGAUCAUUCACCGAGACCUUGCAGCCCGUAAUGUGUUGGUUGGACAAAAUGAAACGUGUAAAGUGACAGACUUCGGAAUGGCCAGAGAUGUGCAGCAGGAAAAUAUUUAUGAACGAAAGACAAAGGUAAUCAAAAAAGAGGGGAGGUGGAGGCGGUACUACAUAUCGUUCAGUUUAGUGAUCUUUUGCAAUCUUUGUGGUGGUAAAGCUGAUAUAUUCCUGAUUUUGGCUAUGAAUUUCUUGGGACCCUAAUGAAACUAUUAGCCAUGCGUAUACGAGCAUAACUUUAACUAACACUGUAUUUGACCAGUCGUUUCCUAUAAUAUUUUAGCUGUUUCUCAAAGUGAUAUUUGAAAUUUUUAGGGCCGUCUUCCCGUGAAGUGGACAGCUUACGAGGCCUUGUUGUAUGGUAAAUAUACUACUAAAAGUGACGUGUAAGUAUACCUGAUUAUUGCCCGUAGCAAUUUAUCAACAAGUUUUAUCAAUUUUAAUCAGGAAAUGAAUUCUAUGCCUUGUAAAAGAAUACAUAUAUUUUAUUUGUUGUAUAUACUGUUUAUGUCUAUAGUCACUUAAUUGUUAUUUGUUUGAUUUCUCUUUCUGCAGAUGGAGUUAUGGUGUUUUGCUCUAUGAGAUUUUCACCAUAGGUAACAUCGAAUAGAAGUUUAUGAGGCUCUGUAGAUGUUUUUUGGCUAUAUACCAUGUUUAAUUAAACAACGUAUCGUAUUCAGUUCGACAAACGCAAUGAGCUUUCCCAUGCAACCUCAAACUCCAUCAAGUGACACAAGUGGUGUUUUAGUGAAGGUUUUUUUUCGUCACAUAUAUAUGUCGAUGGUCUUGUGGUUCUUCCAGGUGGUUCACCUUACCCACGAAUGGAUGGAAGAAAAAUUGCAAACUUACUUCAGGAUGGAUACAGGAUGCCUAAACCACAACACGUCGAUGAAAAAUUGUAAGUUUUCUUUAUUACCUCGUUCUCUCUCAUCGUACAGGGGAACGUUCUUUAAAUCUUUAACAGAUCAUUUGAACAAUACCAGGUAUCAGAUCAUGAUGAAAUGCUGGAGGAAUGACCCGGAUGCAAGACCAACUUUCACUGAACUGAAAAAUCAGCUUAAGGACAUGGAAACCCUACACAAGGUCAGAAUUUUGAUCAAAAUAAAAUAUCUUUCCACGUGGGACCGACUGGCUUAAACUCAGCUAAUAAGGGUUUUAAACAUAACAGCAUUUAGCUUAGAUAUGGUAGUAAUAUGUACUCAUCUCUGUAAUUUUUACGAAGUUUGGAUUGCAUCUUCUUGUUAUGUCACCGAAGCUAGCACUCCACGAAAAACAGCAAAGAAGCCAACUAGAAUGUCGCAAUGAAAAUUGACACUUUAUGGUUGUUUAAAAGAUCAUACGAUGAUUUCAAAGCUGCAUUGAGACGCGCAAAGAGUAGCAGACGACGACGCCAUAAAAUACUUUCUCCCUGAAUUUGCUUUGGUGUGAAAACCUGACCACUUGUGGGGAUAAACGUUUAAAACGUGAGAGGAACAAUUUUCCAAUGAUGCUUAUCAUGUUAUUUUUCUCUGCAGAAGCUGAUCAACAUGACAAUGUACGACAAGAAGUUGUAUGCAAACGUCGAAGAUUUAACAGUGUAGCUAAAUACACGUGCACGGUGUCUGACUAGCUAACACUUUACCACAACAAGUUUCAGGGAUAAAUCAUCUUUUUCUUAUACGCUUACUUGGAAGAAAUAGCCAUGUUGUGUUUAGCAGUUAGGCUGGAACGUUGUAAUUCAAUUGACGAUACAUUUUUAAACGCUGAAACGCUUUUAUAAGUUUUGCCGAUAAAGUAUACUCUCAUUUUCUCUUUAACACAUUAAGUACUUACAGGUGUGCUCGCAACAACCGUUUGAGUUCAAUUUAUUUUCUGGCUCAAUUCUGAAAGGCAGGACAGCGCAAAAAAAAACCAAUUUAAUAGAUUGAUGAGAUCUUGCCCAAAAUGCCAUAGUUGUGUACAAUUUUCAUAAAUUGCUUAAACAUUUUUUUUCAAAACCCGCUUGUUUGCAGGAAAGGUAAUCAUGUGCAUAAAAUAGUCCAUUUUACAGUUGCUUGCUUGUCUGCAAAGCCUUUGAACAGAAGUAAGGCUAACUUUGACCUUGUUAUGAUACAGACAUUGCUGCAUGUUGUUGGGACCGAUCUAGUCGGCAAAUAACGGAGGAUUACAACGGAUUGAACCUUAAACGAUGGCUUUAUUCCGCUUACACGACUCGUAGUCCUCAAUAACAACAGUCAGGCGUUACAUGCACCACUGAGGGGGAGUCUGGGUCCCAAUACACUACACAUUUCAAAUGUAAAUUACUUUGUUAUCAUGCCAACUAGAUAUUGGUCUCUAUCACAACAUGGUCACCUUCCGCCUCACGUCAAAUCAAAGGCCUGGCAACUAAGUACACAACUGUAAAAUGGCCUAUUGCUUUCCCUAAGACCGCCUUUACCUGCGAUACCAACUCCAAAUACUUUUACACUGAAAGAAUUAGUAACAUUAACGUUAUUCUAGUCAAAAUUAUACUUGGCACAUUACUUCUGCAAGAAAUUUUGUUGUAUGGCCUACUAGCCCGGUAGUUUUCGAGUACUAGAUACUAUUACUCAACGAAACUGGUCGUAGGUACGUGUUCAAGUCUUUUUUUCUUGGACACGUUGAUGUAAUAAUUAAUUAAUUUUUUUUUUUAAUAAAAGGGUUGACUCUGU
Molecule: messenger RNA, 8091 nt
Organism: Pocillopora meandrina
Lineage: Eukaryota; Metazoa; Cnidaria; Anthozoa; Scleractinia; Pocilloporidae
Source: the annotation of a GenBank genome assembly